Molecule: messenger RNA, 1202 nt
Organism: Impatiens glandulifera
Lineage: Eukaryota; Viridiplantae; Streptophyta; Magnoliopsida; Ericales; Balsaminaceae
Product: protein STRICTOSIDINE SYNTHASE-LIKE 2-like
Exons: 3
Coding region: 10-1164 (384 amino acids)
Biological process (GO): biosynthetic process
Molecular function (GO): strictosidine synthase activity
Source: RefSeq, a predicted model, not a curated record
UUUAGCUAAAUGAAAAUGAAGAGCAAAUUCAUCAUUUUGGUUUCCGCCAUUGUUGUUCUUCUUCUCUCAAUAAUAAAUUUUAGGGAUCUAUCUCCUGAUUCGUUCUAUGACGACGCCGACGCCGACGCCGGCGAUCAGAAACUCUUCGCCGGUACUGCCCAGAAGGAAAUAUUUCCGAUCGACGGUGCCGUUGGUCCGGAGAGCUUGGCUUUCGAUCCAAACGGCGGAGGACCGUACGCCGGUGUUUCCGACGGUCGGAUUAUCAAAUGGAUUCCCGAUCAACGCCGAUGGAUUGAUUUUGCGCUUACUUCUUCACAAAGGGAAGGGUGUUUGGGCCAGCACAAUCAUGUAGAAAGAGAACACAUUUGCGGACGCCCAUUGGGCCUAAGAUUUAAUAAACGAACUGGUGAUUUAUACGUGGCUGAUGCUUAUAUGGGUCUACUAGUUGUGGGCCCAAAUGGUGGAUUGGGCUCAGUUAUUGCAACGGAGGCCCAAGGGAUCCCUUUUAAAUGUACAAAUGCCAUAGAUAUUGACCAAACUACAGGAGAAGUGUAUUUCACUGAUAGCAGCUCAAUUUAUCCAAGAAGGAAUUAUCUAUCAACCAUACUAGGAAACGACUACACGGGAAGGCUAAUGAAAUACAACCCCGCAACUAACCAAGUCUCGGUUCUCCUCACGAACCUCUCAUUCGCUAAUGGCGUCGCCUUACAUGAGAAAAAUGAUUUUGUUCUUGUGGCGGAAUCAAACACGCGUAGAAUCCACAGGUUGUGGCUCCAAACAAACAAGGUGGGGCAAUCAGAUAUAUUCGCAGAGCUUCCUGGUUUUCCGGAUAAUAUAAGGAGACGAGAGAAUAAAGGAGGGUAUUGGGUUGGAAUUCAUGGGAAGAGAACUAAGGUAUCGGAUUGGGUUCAAUCGAAUCCUUGGUUUGGGAAACUUGUUCUUGGGCUUAACAUUGACAUGACUAGAGCUUACUCGAGAUCAUCGGAGAGGAGAAGUGUUGGGUUGGCUUUGCGGUUAGGCGAGAAUGGGGAGGUUGUUGAGGUUUGGGAGGAUAAAGAGAAAAAUGGUUUUAAGUUUGUGAGUGAAGUUGAUGAGAUUGAUGGGGUUUUGUGGAUUGGAUCACUUAUUAGUGGUUUUGUUGGCAAGCAAAGAAGAGAAAUUUAAGUUAUUUGUAAGUCUAAGAUGAUACACAUUUUUGUAAU